CCGCAAGCUAACGAAAGAAGGGACGAAUGUCCGCAGUCUUUAUUUCUGCUGGACUUUUCCCCGGUUGGCAUUUGUCGCUAGAUUUUUGGUGCACGCUUUGAAGGAGCAACUUGCAGCAGAGCUGGAAAGGAAAAGAUGGCGACCGCAGCACUUCGUUUAGGGUUUAGCCGCCCGCGGCCGCCACAACCUUCCAAUCUGUGUUGGUGCGCUCCCCAAACGCCAAAUGGUAGUUGGCACCCUUUCGCGCUCGGUUCGGUGAGAACCGGAUCAUGCGAAUGAAGGAGCGCCGACGCGCCCGCAGGCGGCGCUCCGUCCCCGUCGAGCGGUCAUCCUGUCUGCCGCGGGCGGGGGCGCGCCGUCGCAGGCGGCCCCGCCGACGCCGGGCUGAAGGAGCGCAGGAACGCGUGGACGUCGCCGGGCCGAGGACGCGAAGCAGGCAUGUUACGACCCUUCGUCCUUCUUCUCCUCCUCGUCCCCGCCGCCGCCGCCGCGCUGGACUUUCGUUACCACAGCAACAGGGAGAUGGCGAGUUACCUCCUCCGGAUCAACGCCUCCAACCCGGACAUUGCGCACCUGUACAGCAUCGGACGCUCGGUCGCAGGUCAACAGCUGUGGGUGUUGGCUUUGGGUUUGAGCCCCCGCCAUCACACUCUCGGCAUCCCCGAAUUCAAGUUUUGGGCCGUGAGCUGCUACUCCAGCUCGUGGAUGACCUGGUGCGCAGCUACCGUGCCAACGAGACCUGGUCCAUCCAGAUAUUGAACAGCACGCGCAUCCACUUCCUGCCGACGAUGAACCCGGACGGAUUCGACCAGGCUGACACCAACUGUCACCUCAGCCAGGGAAGGUUCAACCGGAACGGAGUGGACCUGAACAGGAAUUUCCCCGAUGCCUUUUCCGGCCCGCGGGGGAGGCCCGACGCGGACGCCGCCAACAGAGAGGCUGAGGUUCAGGCUGUGAUUGGCUGGUUGAAGACGGAGACGUUCGUCCUCUCGGCCAACCUCCACGGCGGCGCCCUGGUGGCUAGCUACGCUUACGACAACAGUAACGGCGGCGGCGAGCUGGUGGGCCGGGCGAGCCUCACGCCCGACGACGACGUCUUUGUCCACCUGGCCAAGGUGUACUCGCGCAACCACGCUAACAUGCACCAGGGGGGGCGCUGUGGAGACCAGGGACCAUUCAAGGACGGCAUCACCAACGGAUUCCAGUGGUACCCGCUCGCAGGCGGCAUGCAGGACUACAACUACGUGUGGGCGCAGUGCCUGGAGGUGACCUUGGAGGUGUCUUGCUGCAAGUUCCCCCCCGCCCAGCAACUUCCUGUCCUGUGGACGCACAACAGGAAGAGCCUGCUGGCCUUCGUCCGUCAGGUCCACUUGGGGGUCAAAGGCCGCGUGUUGGACGCGUCGGGAGCGGGGGUGCAGAACGCCGCGGUGGAGGUGGCCGGCCGCCGCAACGUGUCCCCGUUCAGGACGGACAAACGCGGAGAAUACUACCGCCUGCUUCUGCCGGGGAAAUACACGUUCACGGUGACGUAUCCCGGUCACGAGGUCCUGACCGAGACUUUUUCCGUCCCGUACGGGCCGGACCAAAACACGGCCCUGACGCACGACUUCCAGUUGCGUCGUGUUACCGCGGCAACGAGCGACCCCGCGCUCUCUUCCGCAUCCUCUUGGUCUUCGGCGCCCGGCGCCUCGUCCGUGUUGGCGGUCGCCUCGCUGUGGAUGACGCUGGCGUUCGAGACCCUGACCGGCGGACGUGCAAGCCUGGCGAACAAGUACUCGUAGCCGUACGCCGCCUUGCAGUUGAGCCAAACCACGUGAAGGGCGCCGCGAGCGAUCCAGUCCCCCACCAGACGCAAGAUGGCGCUCACGCACGCCUCCUGCGGGCACGCCGACGAAAGGAAACGUUUGAGUGAGUUUCCCGAAAGCCCACUAACGAUUCUUUUCACACUCAAUGAAUCAGUUCGUCCCGUGAAGUUGUUUUUAAGUUCCCACCCAUAAAGCACGAGCAAAUUUGACGAGGACGCCACGUUUUAGUCAAAGCAGAUGUUUGAUCGGAAACCGUAAAACACCAGCGAAAUCCCGUCGUUGGAACACGGUCUGGAAAUAAUCAACUGACGACGUAUUUGAUAUUUGAGUUUUCACGUGUGGGGGGAAAAAUUCCAUUUCUGUCAUUUUCACAAUCAAAUAUGGUGCACACGUCUUUGGUUCUACUUUGUAUGAAUCCAAAUAAAGAAGAGAAGAUGCCUUGCGGUGACUUUUUG
Messenger RNA from Syngnathoides biaculeatus (alligator pipefish), 2260 nucleotides. It is a transcript of the gene cpm, whose product is annotated as carboxypeptidase M. Gene Ontology annotation, cellular component: cell surface. NCBI's taxonomy places the organism in Eukaryota, Metazoa, Chordata, Actinopteri, Syngnathiformes, Syngnathidae. The record is from RefSeq and is a predicted model, not a curated record. The transcript is spliced from 11 exons. Gene Ontology annotation, molecular function: zinc ion binding; metallocarboxypeptidase activity. Bases 270 to 1781 code for a protein of 503 amino acids. Gene Ontology annotation, biological process: proteolysis.